This is a messenger RNA of Podarcis muralis (Common wall lizard), 5929 nucleotides long. RefSeq names its product lysine acetyltransferase 7 (gene KAT7). The record is from RefSeq and is a predicted model, not a curated record. Gene Ontology annotation, cellular component: histone H3-K14 acetyltransferase complex; chromatin; nucleus. NCBI's taxonomy places the organism in Eukaryota, Metazoa, Chordata, Lepidosauria, Squamata, Lacertidae. Gene Ontology annotation, biological process: regulation of transcription by RNA polymerase II. Gene Ontology annotation, molecular function: histone H3 acetyltransferase activity; histone H4 acetyltransferase activity; zinc ion binding.
CUUAGAUUCAGUAAUUCAGCCUUUGUAACUUCUCCAACAUCCCAAGGGUUACUGAAAGAGAUAAUCGUGCACCUUUUCCUUACAUAUAGGGGAAGCACCGCCUCCGUUGCCCAAAGUAAAGAUGGUUCUUACACCACGAAGAACGCAGGCUGGGGCCCUAACCAAAGAUGGCGGAUCCAGCAUCGGGGCGAGUGCGAACCGCACUGCACUUGAGGUCGCUCGACCUCGAGUGCAGGAAACCACCAACGGUGCCCACCUCAAACAUGGCCGCCCCCGCUAUAGCGAGUGGAGGAGCUACCCACAACCAAGAUGGCCGCAGCACUUCACCGGCGACUGGUUCUCGGAGGCGCCAAUCCCGACUCCAAGAUGGCGGAGCGCCGUCGGCGUGAGGUGAGGUUUGUCUGCGUCACGUGACAGGCAGGACGGGGGUGUGUGUAUCCCCGUCGUGUGUCCCGGCGGAAGAGUGAAGGGAGUCGGCUGAAAGGUCGCAGCUGGAGGGAAAGGGAAAACAAAGCGGCGCGGCCUAGCGCUGGAGAACCGGAGACACGCCAGUCACCACGGAUACAGCCGGAGCCAACGCGGCGGCCGGGGCGCAGCCACCCUCGCUGCCUCCGCCGCCUCCUCCGCCGAGGAUGUCGCGUAGGAAGAGGAACGCAGGCAGCAGUUCUGACGGAACCGAAGACUCCGAUUUCUCCACGGACCCAGAGCAUACAGACAGUUCAGAAAGUGACGGGACGCCACGCCAGUCUGCGCGUGUGACUCGCUCUUCCGCCAGGCUCAGCCAGAGCUCCCAAGAUUCCAGCCCUGUUCGCAACCCACCAUCGUUUGGAGCAGAGGAGCCUGUUUAUUCCACCCGGAGGGUAACCCGUAGCCAGCAGCAACCCACACCCGUGACUCCCAAGAAAUAUCCCCUUCGACAGACCCGCUCGUCAGGAUCUGAAACGGAGCAAGUGGUUGACUUUUCAGAUAGAGACACUAAAAACGCCGCUGACCACGAUGAGUCGCCACCCCGCACGCCGACUGGGAACGCCCCGUCUUCCGAGUCCGACAUCGACAUCUCCAGCCCCAACAUGUCUCACGAUGAGAGUAUCGCCAAGGAUAUGUCCAUGAAGGAUUCGGGGAGUGACCUGUCCCAUCGUCCCAAACGCCGCCGAUUCCACGAGAGCUACAACUUCAACAUGAAAUGCCCGACGCCCGGCUGUAAUUCAUUAGGACACCUGACGGGAAAACACGAGCGGCAUUUCUCCAUAUCUGGAUGCCCACUGUAUCAUAACCUUUCAGCGGACGAAUGCAAGGUGAGAGCGCAGAGCCGCGAUAAACAAGUUGAGGACAGAAUGCUGUCUCACCGGCAAGAUGAUAACAACAGGCAUGCUACCAGACAUCAGGCACCAACUGAAAGACAGCUAAGGUACAAAGAGAAAGUAGCGGAGAUGAGGAAGAAGAGGAAUGCUGGGCUGACUAAGGAGCAGAAGGAAAAGUACAUGGAGCACCGGCAAACCUACGGCAACACCAGAGAGCCCCUUCUAGAGAAUCUGACCAGUGAGUACGACCUCGAGUUAUUCCGACGAGCGCAAGCAAGAGCUUCUGAGGAUCUGGUAAGAGGACUGGGCUGGGAAAAGCUGCGACUUCAGGGCCAGAUCACGGAAGGGAGCAACAUGAUCAAGACGAUUGCUUUUGGCCGCUAUGAGCUGGACACAUGGUACCAUUCUCCCUACCCAGAGGAGUAUGCGCGACUGGGGCGCCUCUACAUGUGCGAGUUCUGCCUCAAAUACAUGAAGAGCCAGACGAUACUACGCAGGCACAUGGCGAAAUGUGUCUGGAAGCAUCCUCCGGGUGACGAAAUUUACCGUAAAGGCUCCAUUUCGGUGUUUGAAGUCGAUGGGAAAAAGAACAAGAUCUACUGUCAGAACCUCUGCCUUCUGGCAAAGCUCUUUUUGGACCACAAGACCCUGUAUUACGAUGUGGAGCCCUUCCUCUUCUACGUCAUGACGGAAGCCGACAACACCGGCUGUCACCUGAUAGGCUAUUUCUCCAAGGAGAAGAACUCAUUCCUCAACUACAACGUUUCCUGUAUCCUGACGAUGCCUCAGUACAUGAGGCAGGGUUACGGCAAAAUGCUCAUCGACUUCAGCUAUUUACUCUCCAAAGUGGAAGAAAAGGUUGGCUCCCCAGAAAGGCCCCUCUCAGACCUGGGCCUUAUUAGCUACCGUAGUUACUGGAAGGAAGUUCUUCUCCGCUAUCUGCAUAACUUUCAAGGCAAAGAGAUCUCCAUUAAAGAAAUCAGCCAGGAGACAGCCGUCAACCCUGUUGACAUUGUUAGCACUCUGCAAGCGCUUCAGAUGCUCAAGUAUUGGAAGGGCAAACACCUAGUCUUAAAGAGGCAGGAUCUUAUCGACGAAUGGAUAGCCAAAGAGGCCAAGCGGUCUAACAGCAAUAAAAGCAUGGAUCCCAGCUGUUUGAAAUGGACCCCUCCUAAGGGCACUUAAUUUGACCCAACCUCUCUUGAGAAGUGUGGACACCUCCCCGCCGCCGACCACCACAACCACCACAUAACCCCCUUUCCUUUUCCAGCAUUAGGAACUGCCUUUGGGAUCGCAGAUUUGUGACUUGCUGUUGGUACCAACCCUCCCCGCCCCUCUUUCACAUUCCUUCAGGAUGUUUCUCUUCUCCCCGGGACCGUUUUGACCCAGGUCCUUCCUCCGCACGGCAAGGUCGGGAAGAUAAGAUCAGAACGGAUACAGUGUUAAUGUGGCCCCGGGAAGGGGCAGUAAGAUCUUCCAGCGCACCGUUUCAACUUGCCGCUCCGUGAACCACAAGGCCCUAGUCCAUAAGAUGGUGUCGUAACUCGUAAUUUCUUAGUUGUUUCAGCCUCCUGCUUCCAUGCAGCCUUGAAGGGCCUGGUUGGCACCUGCUGUGAGGUGGUGAAGGUCCUGCACGAUACAGAGGGCUGUACUGUUUCAGAUUGCAAGUGUGGGGCACCGCGAUUCCCCUUGCAAAGAAUUCCCUUUCAGUGGAAAACCAGCAGUGACAGGGAUAAAGAUUCUAGCAGGCUCUCUAUCUCCUGUCCUAGGUUUCUACUCACGGGGGGGGGGGGGGGGGUUAAUACAAAGGAGAGCAUUCGGAAUCAAUUAUCUCCCAUCAGUCAUAUGAAAUUUUGGUCCAGUCCAUUCUACCCCACAUUCCCACCCCCCUCUUAUUCUGCUGCACCUUUGGAUCCGGCCUAAAGGUGGGUUUGUGGGACCAUCCCCCCCUCCCCGUCACUCUGCAAGUGGAAAUGAUCAGACACCCCCUUGGGCUCCUUUGAGACCAUCAAUUUCUCAUACGUGUUUGCAGGUCUGAGCGCUAACUGGAUAUUGCACACCAAGCGUGUGCAAACAGCAGUUAUUUCUUCCUUCCCAGCAGGCCAGGAAAUCUCUGGGAGGCUCUGACUGAAUGUGGGGACGCCCUUUGGCUGCUUCCCCUUCCCUUCCCCCGAAAAGUUUGAACGUUUAGGCCCUGCUGCUAUCUCUGUGGGCCACACAGCUGAGUUCCCAGUGGGGGAAAGCGGCCUAACGGAAAAAAAGCACCACUUCCCUCACUCCUGCAGUAGUUGUGCCCUUGCCCAGUGUCGCCUAACAUGGAGCUCCUUGCUCUUCCUCGCAGCUGCUUUUGAGUGCUCUGACCACAAACCCUUCUGAAGAGCCAGCUAUAACUGUUCCUUUGCAGGAAGAGAAAUGGCAGGACCAGCAGCCCUUACCAGCCCCCUUGUCCUGGUGCCUCCUCACUGCUUCUGGCCUUUUUUGUCCUUUGAGCUUCCACCCCCUCCGAAAGAAACCUGCACCUGACAGGCCAAGGAGCCGCACCGCAGCGGCUGCUCAGAGAGCACUGCCAGCCGGACGGCGCUCCUUUUGCCAGCCCAGCUUUGGCGCUACUUUGAAUUGCCAGAUCUAGGCGGGAGUUAGCUGCAGUCGGCUGGCUUGCCUUCAUGCGGUGGUAGUUUAGUUCCCGCCGAUACGUUUUGGCUCCUUUUGCAGUCCACACUCCUGCAUCUCUUGAACCCUCUGUGCUCAUCCGGGAACAACCCUGGACCUUUUCCCACCUCCAUUCUGGCCGAGGCAAACAGCCGUUGUUUUUAAAGGAUUGCCAGGGGGAAACCAGCUUCCAUUUUCCAGAAAGUGUGCUUAUUUCACCCAUGGAUUGCAAGAGCCCCUAAGGGCCACCACGGCCAGGCAGCCUACCCCAUUCAUUUCUGACCUUCUCUACUGGUUUUGUUUGAUGGUCUCGUAGAAGCAUGAGGUCCCCCAGAAAGGCUGGGUUUCUCCCCCACUUCUGGGAUGCUGUACCUGGUUGCAUGUGGGUCCUCAUCCCAAGACAAAUUCGCCCUUAGAAAAAUUGUGAAAAUAGUUCCAAGAGCCUGGAAAGUGUGUGUGCAAGCACACAUAGCACCAGUUUGACACAAAUAAUGGGUGUGCCCCUUUUCAAGGGGAGCCCUCCCAUCUUUUAAGUGAUCGUCACUCCCCGGCUUGGGAUGGAAACCCUUGCCUGAGCUGUGUGGCACUUGUUCCCAAGAACUGGGAGGGGAAAGGCAGGGAGCUUGUGCGGUAGCUGGACCUGAUGGGCUGUCUGUUAAGGGGGAGGGUGCUUGACCGUUUUAAAAUGUCUUGUAAAGUCAGAGAUGGGGACUGCAGCUCCCAUCAACCCCAUGCUUAGGGGAUGAUGGGAUUAGCCACAGGUUCCCCAUCCCUGCUCUAGGUAUUAAGCUCACAAAUUCGCCUUAAGUGUUCAGAGACCAAAGGGAAGCCUCCACCGAGCACACUUUGCCUAACCUUGCUGUUCACAGAGAGGAAAAGCUGCAGCCAGAGAGGUCUCUUUCCUUACAGAGUCAGAAACCUCUUGACAGGUUUGCUCUUUGAAGGUUUGUGCCCCUCACAUGCCAUUGGCGUGCUUUCAGAAUUGCGAAUCGUCGGGUGGCAUUUGCCCUGUGCUGCUUCCGGCUAUCUUUUGUGUAGGGCAGAGUCGCCUGGUGACACCCCACCAUUUGGAGGGCCAAAAGCCCACUCCCUUGAAUGCAGAAGUGCUUUUGCACAAAGCCAAGGGUCUGAGGGCAUGUCAUGAGCCACAGACCAAGCUGGGCUGUGUGUGUCACAUGCAGCACAACCAAAGAGGCCACAAAGGAGACUGGGGUGUGUGUGUCUGUGUGUGUGCAAGUCACAUAUUUGCCCCCCCCCCCGCACCACCUCACUCCGGGUUGCAUCUUAGUACUGUUUGUCAUCCCUAGAACAUAAUUUUCUUUCCUUCCUAGAGAUUACCUUGUACCUUUGGACCUUGGGGAUGCCUGGCCAGAGAGCGCAGUGUGUUUUCACCUGUCUUUCAGACUGCCGUCAGUCGGAUGGAUGUGUUACGAUCCAUUUCCAGCAAGUCUGGUUUUCGAUUGUAAGGUUUGGCAAACAAAACAAAACCCUUCCAACUCGACGCAAAACACCCUGAGGGCAUAAAUAGCCAUCCUUUCGCCAUGUCUUUGGCCUCUAGCCUGCUGCGUGUGUGGAACACAACCUCUUUGUUUCUAGCUGAACUUCUCCCCCCCCCCCCCAAAAAAAAAGAAACGCCUCUCCUUGUCUCCCAUCUUGGGACAAAAUGGAUUCCAGUUGAAAGCCGAUCCCUCUAGCACAGAUCUUUCCGCAAGCACUCCUGUGGUUGGCUCUCGUGUUUGGUUUUGUCUUUUCAUUGCCAUCCUAAAUCUGCCAAAGUUUAGAUUUCUGUGCACAUUACUGGCAAGUGUCAUCCAGCACCCUCAGCUUCUAGUUUUUAGCAAAUGGUGAGGUGGCGCCCUCUCAGGUGGGGAGGGGAGGUUGGCCAUUCUUGUACAGAAGUGAAUCUCUGUUUCCUGGAUAUGUUAGAAUAUGCUACCAGUGUAUCUACUUCUCAAUAAAGCAUGUUCUCUGCUCUAGUA